AACACCAUCAGCCAUGUCCGCCGUCAGCAGCUCAAACACAGCCUUUGCCUUGGAGCUGUUCCGCACUCUGAGCCAGACAAACCCUGCUGGGAACAUCUUUGUCUCUCCUCUGAGCAUCAUCUCAGCCCUGGCCAUGGUCUACCUGGGAGCUAAAGGAAACACUGCAGCUCAGAUGGCUCAGGCCCUCUCAUUCAGCUCAGGUGAAGGCGUCCAUGCAGACUUCCAGAAACUGAACGCUGACAUCAACUCACCAUCUGCAUCCUACAUCCUGAAACUAGCCAACCGUCUUUAUGGAGAAAACACUGCCCACUUCCUCCCAGACUUCCUUGAAGCCACACAGAAGUACUACCAGGCAGACCUGAGGGCUGUGGACUUCAUCGGAGCUCCAGAGGCGUGCAGAGCAGAGAUCAACAGCUGGGUCGAGCAGCAGACAGAAAAUAAGAUAAAAGACCUUCUGAAGCCAGGAACAGUCGACAAAGAUACCAGACUGGUUCUGGUCAAUGCUGUCUACUUCAAGGGCAACUGGAGGAACCCAUUUGAUGAGGCAAACACCGAAGAUGUGCCCUUUAAAGUCAAACAGAAUGAGAUCGUAACAGUCCAGAUGAUGCACCAGAAGGAGCAGCUUCCCUACAACUACAUUGCUGACCAUGAUUUGCAGAUCCUGGAGCUGCCCUAUGUGGGUGAGGAGCUCAGCAUGUUCAUUCUGCUGCCUAAGGAGUCCUCAGACGGCUCAGACCCUCUGCUGAAGUUGGAGAAGGAGCUAACACAGGAGAGGCUGAAUGAAUGGACCGACAGGAAAAACAUGGAAGUUGAUUCAGAAGUUCUUGUUCAGCUGCCAAAGUUCAAGCUGGAGGAAGACUACGAGUUGAAUGAACCUCUGGCUAAACUGGGUAUGAAGGACGUGUUCUGUGCAGAAAGAGCUGACCUGUCUGGCAUGAACGGUGAAGGGGGGCUCUUUCUGUCUACGGUGGCCCACAAGGCCUUUGUGGAGGUUAAUGAGGAGGGCACGGAGGCUGCUGCAGCCACAGAUGCUGUGAUCAUGCUGCAAUGUUAUAUACCGGACAUACUCUUCGGAGCAGAUCACCCCUUCCUCUUCUUCAUCAGGCACAAUGAGACCAAGUCCAUCCUGUUCUUUGGCAGAUUCUCAUCCCCUCAGUAG
This is a messenger RNA of Pelmatolapia mariae (spotted tilapia), 1159 nucleotides long. Its product is annotated as leukocyte elastase inhibitor-like. The record is from RefSeq and is a predicted model, not a curated record. The transcript has 6 exons. Gene Ontology annotation, molecular function: serine-type endopeptidase inhibitor activity. The coding region runs from base 14 to 1159 and encodes 381 amino acids. Lineage: Eukaryota; Metazoa; Chordata; Actinopteri; Cichliformes; Cichlidae. Gene Ontology annotation, biological process: negative regulation of endopeptidase activity.